Molecule: messenger RNA, 1192 nt
Organism: Rhizophagus irregularis DAOM 181602=DAOM 197198
Lineage: Eukaryota; Fungi; Glomeromycota; Glomeromycetes; Glomerales; Glomeraceae
Biological process (GO): protein ubiquitination
Molecular function (GO): ubiquitin protein ligase activity
Source: RefSeq, a predicted model, not a curated record
AUUUUUUUAAAAAUAAAAAAUACUUUUCUUCUACACACAUUUUAUAUUUUAUUUUUUAAAAAAAUGGAAGGACAACAAAACAAUCAAACAGGACAAAAUACAAACGUAAAUCAAUCGCAGCAAUCAAGAACUCAAAAUCAAACACCACCACCACCAAAUCAAAAUAGUGGUGGAUUUCCCGGAUUAUUCUUUCCGAUAAAUAUCAUUUUUAGAGAACGAGCACGGUCUUCUGGCGAAAAUAAUUCACAGGAUAAUGGUUCUCAAGGAGGCCAAGGAGGUCAACAGGGUCAAGAAGGUCAAGAAGGUCAACAAGAACAAGAACAAAUUCCUCAAGUUCAAUUUUUCGUAUAUCCGAUUCCAGGGGGUGAUGGUCAGGCUUCUCCAGGUGUAUUUUUCUUCACACCUUUCUUCUUCCCACAACAACAAGUUCACAAACCACGUGCUUCAGAAUCUGCUCUUAAGAAAUUACCGAUUAUUACUAUAACCAAAGAAUAUGUGGAUUCGCAAGCAAGCUGUCCAAUUUGUUUAGAACAUUUUUCACUCCCUGAAGAAAAUAAGGAAAAAGUGACCGUACGUCAAAUGCCAUGUAAUCACAUUUUCUGCGAGUCAUGUCUUUUCCAAUGGUUAAGACAAAAUAAUUCGUGUCCUUUAUGCAGAAAAGAAAUUGAAGAAGAAGCAGAACAAAAAAAUGAUAAUGAUUCAACAACAACUGCAUCUCCAACUCCUCCUGAGACGACAAAUGUAGCACAACCAAAUUCACAUUCACAUGAUUCACAACCAACAUGUAACUUGGCGAGUGUUGGUUGCUGUGAAGAAACAGAAAACAAUGCACAAACACCCGUAAUUACAUUGCCACAAUGUCAUCAUAGAUUUCACGCUUCGUGUUUAAGAACAUCCUUACUAGUUGAAGGAUAUUCGCCAGGUGAUUUUAAUUCAAUUCCACAUCCGUUAAACUUUCAUUGUCCAACGUGUCGUUCUCCCGCAAUUGUUCAAAGUAGUAUGCUUAAAAUGCCCACAGCGCCACAUGAUGAACAACAAGAACAGCAAGUUGCGCCAUUUAACUUACCAAUAACAAUUCACAUACCAGAAUCUGAAUCUGAUGAUAUGGAUUUAGACUUAGAUUAAAAAAAGACUAUUAAUAGAACAGACAUUACAGACAUUUUUUAAAACAAUUAAAAUUAAAAAAAAAAAA